Messenger RNA from Uranotaenia lowii, 1446 nucleotides. RefSeq names its product polyserase-2-like. Lineage: Eukaryota; Metazoa; Arthropoda; Insecta; Diptera; Culicidae. Gene Ontology annotation, biological process: proteolysis. Bases 1 to 1446 code for a protein of 481 amino acids. The transcript has 7 exons. Gene Ontology annotation, molecular function: serine-type endopeptidase activity. The record is from RefSeq and is a predicted model, not a curated record.
AUGAAAGCAUCUGGAAUAGUGACAGUGACAGUGAUCGGUUGUAUUUCCCUGACGUUGCUGAGGGCGAUUGAUUGCGAUAAUACCUUCAUCGAUGACCCUCCCGAUGGAUACUUUCAGCGGACUUCGUUGGACGGGAAAAUAACCUACGGUUGUGGAGGUUCCCUAAUUUCAGCUCGUCAUAUUUUGACUGCAGCCCACUGUGGACACAACGGGGAAGAUAAAGAUCCCCCAGAUACGGUUCGACUGGGUGAUACCAGCUUAAAUUCCACAGAAGAUGAUCUAUACGCCCAGAGCAUUAAGAUCAAGAAGUUUAUCGCCCAUCCGAGUUACAAGCGAACUCAAAAGUACUUUGACAUUGCCCUUAUUGAACUGGAAAAAGAAGUAAACUUCGACACUUCCGUGUGUCCCAUUUGUUUGUGGCCACGGGAUGAUCUGUAUAAGUAUUCCGGAAACUUAGAGGUGAUGGGAUUCGGUUUAACAGAUUUUGCAUCCGAUCCCAGUCCCACUUUGCUCAAGGGUAAUGUUAACUAUUUUGACUACGACACCUGCAAUUCUAUGCUGCGACGUUCCAAAUCUUUGGCGAAAGGACUUACUACCGAUAUGUUCUGUGCCCGGGCCCCUGAAACGGACACAUGUCAGGGAGAUUCCGGAGGACCAAUUCAAAUCGAGCUUUCCGACGUUAGCAAAGCUAUCCCAUUUCUGGUAGGGGUAACCUCAUUUGGUACCGGAUGCUGGAACGGAUCAUUUGGAGUCUAUACUAAAGUGGCCAAAUACAUGGACUGGAUUCAGACGAUAGCAACGGAUGUUCCAGCUAAUCCUUUAGAAUGCGCUCGUCAAUCACAAUGCUUAGCGGCGAGAAAAUUCUCGGACAGUCGAAUAUCUCCUCAAAACAAUUCGCCAUUCUUCAGGGUUGAACUUCAGAUUUCUGAUAAAAGCUUCAAGCAGUGUAGCGGUGCGCUGAUCGACUAUCGACAUGUCCUAACUUCGGCAACUUGUACUCAAACGGAAGAAGGACAAGCGCCAACUCACAUUCUUGCUGCAGAUCAGUCUAUCCAAAUCAUUGAUAUCACGAGGCAUCCUUCUUGGGAACCAGAAUCCAGUUACAAUGAUCUCGCUGUCUUGAAGUUGGAAAAGUUCUACAAUCCUCACAAAAUCUAUCAAAUCGUUGCGCCCGGUUGCGUCUGGAGGAAAGAAGCUAUUCCGGAACCAAUUGUGUUCUAUUCCGGGUAUGGGCCGGAUUUUACCGGUGUUUCGAUUACUGGUUCGGCAAAUGUUUCGUUGAAGAUUUUGACCGCUUUCAAUCAGGAAAAUGGGAAGUGUAACGAAAGUUACAGCGGCAAAUUUAGCGAUGAACUUGAGCAGGGCUUCACCGAGGACUUUGUGUGUGCAGAGAAUCCAGUGGAACUGGUGCCGGGAAUUUGUAAGAACAAUCCAAAACAUUUUUAG